AACUGCAUUUUACUUGUUUACAGGUCCCUCGUUGUGGUCCAUUUUUGGGCACCAUGGGCUCCGCAAUGUGCUCAGAUGAACGACGUGAUGGCAGAGUUAGCCAAAGAGCACCCCCAGGUUUCGUUUGUGAAGUUGGAAGCCGAAGCUGUUCCUGAAGUAUCUGAAAAAUAUGAAAUUAGUUCUGUUCCCACGUUUCUGUUUUUCAAGAAUUCUCAGAAAAUUGACCAAUUAGAUGGUGCACAUGCCCCAGAGUUGACCAAAAAAGUUCAACGACAUGCAUCUGUGGGCUCCUUCCCACCCAGUGGUAGUGAGCACCCCAAAGAAGACCUCAACCUUCGCCUGAAGAAAUUAAUUCAUGCUGCCCCCUGCAUGCUGUUUAUGAAAGGGACUCCGCAGGAGCCGCGCUGUGGUUUCAGCAAGCAGAUGGUGGAAAUUCUCAACAAACACAAUAUUCAGUUUAGCAGUUUUGAUAUCUUCUCAGAUGAAGAAGUUCGUCAGGGCCUCAAAACCUAUUCUAAUUGGCCCACCUACCCCCAGCUCUAUGUGUCUGGCGAACUCAUAGGAGGACUCGACAUAGUGAAGGAGCUGGAAGCAUCUGAAGAACUAGAUACAAUUUGCCCCAAAGCCCCCAAAUUAGAGGAAAGGCUCAAAGUACUGACAAAUAAAGCUUCUGUGAUGCUCUUUAUGAAAGGAAACAAACAGGAAGCUAAGUGUGGAUUCAGCAAACAGAUUCUGGAAAUACUAAAUAGUACUGGUGUUGAAUAUGAGACGUUUGACAUAUUGGAGGAUGAGGAGGUGCGGCAGGGACUGAAGACCUUCUCCAACUGGCCCACGUACCCGCAGCUGUAUGUGAAAGGGGAGCUGGUCGGAGGGCUGGACAUCGUUAAGGAACUGAAAGAAAAUGGCGAAUUGCUGCCUACACUGAACGGAGGAAAUUAAUAACAGUUAAGCGUGGUGCCCAACUCGUGCAGGAAAUACUUCGCUACAGCCAAGCGGCUCGCGGCCAGGCCUCCCCAUGGACCUGGGAGGAAAGGCCCCUACCGUCGCUGUGUCCCACAAAGCUGUGCUAAAGACCUGUGUUACCAUUUCCCCACCAAAACUAGAGCGCAAUAAACCAGUUAAAAGCA
Myotis brandtii (Brandt's bat) is the source of this 1127-nucleotide messenger RNA. RefSeq names its product glutaredoxin 3 (gene GLRX3). NCBI's taxonomy places the organism in Eukaryota, Metazoa, Chordata, Mammalia, Chiroptera, Vespertilionidae. The coding region runs from base 76 to 939 and encodes 287 amino acids. The transcript is spliced from 10 exons. The record is from RefSeq and is a predicted model, not a curated record.